CGCGUCCGCGCGGUCGUCGCCAGCUCGCUGUCCGCUGCGGCCGGAGUGUCUCCGCGACACCGGGCGCCCGGCGGCGGCGGCGAGCCUCGCGCCGCCCGCCCCCGCGCUCAUGCCGCGACGCGACGCAGCCACAGCGCCGCCCCUCUGCAACUCAAAACAAAAACCGCCCGCCGACACAGCCUGGCAGCUAUCACCUGUCCCGCACCAGCGCCCGCGCCGAAACUCCGGCCCGUCUUUCUCUGGGCGAGGCAGCACGACGGCGAAGUGCAGGAGGUCCACUGCGAGGACUACGACUCUCGCAAUCGCAUCCGCAUAGCGCGGACGCCCAGCGGCUGGCGCGUUAUCCCGCACACGGAGAUCUACAACUCGAUUCGCGUACCGCCGCCUCCGAAGCGCCGGGAACGACGCCGCCGUCGGACGGGACGCUCGAGACGCCGGCGGUCCGACCGCUUCGAGCGCCAGUGCGAGCCCGUGCCCGCUUGGCUAGCUCCCGACCUGGAGUCCCAUAUCCCCUCGCACACGAUCGCGGUCCCCCGCAUGGUACAGCAGCCGCCGCCACCCGAGCCCACGCCGCUUGACAAUCUGCUGGCAGUGGCGGAACUAGAAUUCAAUCAACAGCGCGGUGAAGAACUCGAACUGGAGCUCCAAGCGUCCUCUAACGGCCAGUACGCGUUCUUACCUGAAGAGCAAGUAGCCAGUGAAGUGAUGUCCUUCGAUCUUGGCGAACCGAAAACGGAUGAGAUGUUCUUUGAGCGCAAAACGCAUGCACCGGAGCGAGCUGCUGAGGACGACGCAUUCCAGAAUGAUAUGGUUGUUCAUAAAGAUUUGUUUGAUACUAUAAGUGAGGCUCACUAUCUACCGGAGCUUACAGGACCCCAUGACGAAGCGUUAUUGGAGUCUCUCGUAGAGAAAGGUUGUGAAGAUAAUCAGAUAUUGGGUCAGGCGCUCGAUAAACUUGCGCACCUUGUUCAUGGUUCGGGAGAUUACGCUGAAGAAGAAGAAGACAUGUUGCUGGGAGGUGCACCAGUUGCUGACAUCAUUGACCGGUUAGAACAAUCUUUGGAAUCACCCGGCCGCAGCAGCAUAACCGCUGCACAGGGAUUGCUUCAUCUUCAUCACAUAGGAGAUCACCUUCCACCUACAGAACAUCAACAAGAUGUAGAUCAGGCAUACAUGAGUGAUGAAGUGUUUGUUCCGGAUGCACCUGUAGAAUGUUCGCUGGAAACACUGGAAAAUAGAACGGAAAUGCAGGAAAUAACAGAAAUGACUGACGGUAACCAUUUGGAAUAUGAACAGAAUGCUGAAAAGAGGCUAGAGAGUGACGUCAAUACCAAUGACGCCGUGUUUACUGAAUCAGUACCUGAGACACACAUUAAUAGCGAAGAAAAAACAUUUGAGGAACAACAGCAGGAACCCUGUGAAUCUGAUCACAGUGAUAUAUUGCCUAGUGUAACAAACAAUCAAGAAAUUUGUGCCGAAACUAGUGUCACAGUGCCCAAAGUGGAAGUAGAACCACCAGAUAAUACGGAUGUAAAUGAGAACAAAUCAGCUGAAGAAGUCAUGCCUAUAAACUUUGUAAAUGAUAACUUGAACGAACUCGCCACCACCAUGAAUCUGGAACCAACUAACAAUGAAGAUAUGGGGCCGACUGACUUGAGCAUAAAACCUGUAACAAAACCUGCCACACCAGUUGUAGUGGCCAGUGUAGCAGAGACCACUAACGCUACAGAAGAUAAUUUGUCAGACAAAAGUGACGAGCAGCCUCGAGAUUUGAGCGUGCACCGCCGGUUGCCUACCCCGCAUGCGUCGCCGAGAAGGAUAGAUAUACCACGAGCGCCGUCAAGAGAGUCAGACGCUAUGCAGUCGCCUCAACCGAGCGGUAUUCCCGCCGUGCCAUCAUCGCCAGAAAUAUUUACUAUGCCACUUACAAAAAGCAAACAAACAUUGUUUUUAGAAACUUUACUUUCUUCGCCUUCUCCGAAAAUGUACACGUCUGAGGUGACGAUUACAAAACAACAGUGCGAGCCUUUAAAUCUUGGAAAACAUAGAAAAUCAGCGAGCCCGACAGUCUCCAGCUGUUCGGAUGAAAUGAGAAAGUUGAAUAAGGAAUUCGGAGAGCCUCAAGAGAAAAAAAUAAAACGAGAAUCCUCCGAAGAUCUAGCAAAGAUAAGCAAAGUUUUUAAUAAAUGCAAUGAUGAUCAAAUAUCCGAAUCCAAACAAAAGAAAGCUGAUAAGCCGACUCAUAAAUCUACCGAGGAAGCUAGUCCUAUUAAACAAUUGCAUGUUUUAAAAACAAGUCCAGAUUUCAACAUUCCAGAUCCAUUAUUGAUUCCAAAAGACAAAUUAAAUGAUAUAUUAGAAGCUCCAGCUAAAGAAAUACCAGCAUUACUGAUACAGCGGCCUGAAUUGAGGCUGCCGCAAGCGUUUGCAUAUCCCGCAGUUUUACAAGACCCCGAAAUACUAGUUGUAUCAUUACAGCAGUUGGAGAACAUCAUAGAAAACGAUGCUAAAAAUCAUGUUGCGGUUCCUAAACCAAAGGAAACAAAACCUGCGCCCGUAAAAAGUACACCAAGUACUGAGCACUCGGCCCCUCAGCCCGACCAGACGACGAGCCAACCUAAACCUAUUCCAUCAAUGGACGCGCUGGCCGGCGAUAUCGACGCGGCGACAUCUGCCGCUCUCAAUCAAAUGUUAUGGCUGCCAUAUCUCAGUCAGUUAGAAGCUAUGGCCGCUUGCUCCCAAAAUAUGGAUUUCUUAAAAGCUCUCAACUCCUCCGGAUAUACAGGUUCAAAUUACCCCGAUUUAUCACAAAUGUUCAACCCUUCUGCAAGAUUUAUGGGUCAAGCAGGCUUCCCCAUGAUGCCCCCUAUGGAUUACGAUAACCGAUUACAGUUUGCAAUGUGGCAGGAAGCUAUGAACCAAGCGAACGCGUCGCAAAGACAAAAACCUUCAGUGGAAGCCCAAAUGAAAGAUUUAGCGUCAAAAUCUAGCGACGUGCAAAAUCCAUACGUGCAUUCCACAAAGAACCAUCAAAGCAAAACACAUUCCGCGGCUCGCACUAGUCCCAUAGCUCACAAUUACAACAGCAAUCAGCGCUCAAUGGGCCACAAUCCGUUUCUGCAAGGGAUGUAUCCGGGAAUGAAUCCUAACAUACGCCCGAACAUGCCGUUGCCGGGUCUUCAAAUACCGUAUUUCAAUCCGAACAUGAUGAGUCAAAGGUCGCCGCGAACGGGUCAACAAAAGAGCCCUACGUCUCCGUAUUACCCGAAUAACAAUUAUUUGCAAUCGGUGAAGCAAUCAGAAGGUUCGAGUCAGCGGAGCGGCAGUUCAAGUUCUCAAGAGUCGCCGCGUCCGCGUAUCAGUGUGAAAUCGCUGCAUAAUCUUUUGGAGCCGACGGCGGCUGCUGCUUCUGGAGUUGGGUCUUCAUCGCGCCGGUCGGGGUCUUCGGCAGCGCUGGGCCGACGGCGGGAGGAGCCCGAGGUGGGCAGCACCACGCCGCUGGGGGAUCCGCCGCCGCACCUGCCUCCACAUCCGCACGACCCGUCGACGUUCCAUUUAUGGCAUCCGCUGUUUGGCAACCAAAAGGGGUACAGUAGUCCGUGGAGUUGGACCACGGUGGCAGCAACGGGUGAAUGACCUCGGGCCCCGCGCGGGCCGCCCGCGCACCCGCAGUGAACACGAGUGGGGGGGGGGGAGUGUGGGCCACGGCAGAGGAGGGAGCGAGAGGCCGAACGUAACGUAAAACCGCGGCGCAGCGUUGUAUAACGCGAGGUGGUGACGUAAAAUUUAACGCAAGAUAGUGACGUCAUAACGCAUCGGCACGCAAGAUUGUGCGUCACAAAUAACAAUGUAGCGUUGUAAAUAAACGCGUAAAGAGAAAAUAUUUUUCCCAAACAAGUCGAAAUAUUCUAUGAUUAAAAAAUACUGUGAAAUAAAUUCGUCAUAUUGACUAAUGAUUCAGAAAUAGAAUUAUAUGUUCCACAUCAAAUACCAAUCGAACUCUUAUUGGUGUUUCAACCAGACAAAGCCCUCUCGCUCAGCCUCGCUCUAGUGAACGAAAUGAUCCGUCCGAAGUUGAUAGACCCCCGUGUCGCUGCGGCACCCUGAGAACUCUACAUAACUCGUGAACUGAUCUGUAACAUUCGAGCAGCUUUAAUUUCACUUCUUAGUUUAUGGGAAUAUACACUGUCAUGUAUGUGCGUGAUUUGUCAUCAACAAUCAAAUACGUUCAAACGUACAAAGAAUCACGAUCGACGAAACUUAUUUAUGACGAAUGACGUUGUGACGAAAGACGUUAAUGACAGCGUUAAAUCCUUUUUAAACCAAAGUCGUCUGAGGUGUCAGAUUCUAUUUCAUUUAUAAUUUAAUUUUCACUGUAGUUCCUACAUUUUAUACUUGUAAUUAGUUGUAUUUACAAAAGCGAUAGGCUUCUAGGGUCGAUUCGCACGACACUACACCUAUCUCACGCUCUUUUAUCUGGCAAUCUCAGCACAAUACAGAUACGUUCACACCGUUAUGCCUAUCAUUACGGAAUUGCUAAUUCUAUCGGUUAACUAACCUCUAAAACAUCAAAAUAAUCUGCAACUACACUCUCAAUCAUAUAUCUCUUUGAAAUAAGAGUGAAAAUUGAACAGAAUGAUUGAGAAUCCAGUUCGCCAACUCCUCAAUACUUAGUACAUUUUUGAAGCUGUUUUAAUCUGUGUUAUCGGAAUUGGCGCCAAUUAGUGUUACCAUACAAAUGUAGAUGCUCAGAAAACUACCAUAUCUCUAAAUUAAGCGUUAAUCGGGUACAGUGACGGACUAAAGUGCAUAGAACAUUAUUUAUUAGUUGUGAUAUUUAUGACACGAAGCGCGCCGGCGGCUGCGCAUAGUUCCAAAUGAGUGCAAUGCAAGUUGGACUGUAAAUGUAUAUCGUAGUUAGAAAAGUUAAGUGGCAGUGUAUGAUGCAUUUAAUUUAUGUGUAAGAUGCCAGCGAGUUGAUUUGGGAAAACUGUUGUAAAGAUUGUUAUUUUUACAAUAUUUUUAAUAUAAGUACCUAUUGAUAGUUUUCGUUUUUUUAUAUUCGUUUUAUAAUGUUUGUUUUCUUGAUGCCGAAAUCAACUUGUUGACAUUUAUUGUAUUUUUAAACCUAGUUUCAGUCGACAAUUCCUUACAUUGUUAAUGAAUGAUAUUAAUUAUACAUCGUCCAUGCGAAAUCAGAUACAGGUGUAUUGACUGGCGUAUUUUUUUAAAUUCGUAAUCUACUUACGUACUGAUGGAGCUUUUAAAAGAAUUACCUAACAAGAAAAGUUUAUUAGAACUUUUUAAUUAAAUAUCACUUUUUUUAAAGAAAUACUUUAAGCUUUUUAUGUAUGAACUAUACUUACUUUAAGUUUAUUAUAUAUUGAAAUGAUAAUCAUUAAUUUAUUUUUAUUGAAAGAUGUGUCUUAAAAAAGCUUGUCAAAUUGGACAAAAUCUAAAAAAAGAUCAGUAAUAUAAAAUGUACAUUUGAUAAUUUUACAUGGUUAGCAAAAUAUAAAAAAAAUUAAGACAAAUUGGUUAUGGUUAUUUCUUUGCUAGUCAGUAUUGCUGUAUAUUUAAAAGAUUCAUUUCAAUUAUUAGGAAUAUAUCUUUUCAAUUAUUAGGAAUUGUCGACUGGCAACAUUUAUCUGGCUUAAAUGAGAGGGCCUAAUGACAAAACACUUGUGAUCUCUUUCCCACUGUGUUAUAUUAGUAUAACUACUCACAUAAUAAGAUGAACGUACACACCAAAAACCGAAAAAAAUAAAUAGAGGCUACUAAUAUUUUCUGUAAACAAACAUUAAACUUAACGUGUGACCUUCGAAGCCUUAACUGUGUCCGAAAUUGACUUUUCUUGGUGAUUGUACCAAUAAAUAAAAAUACUUUAAAUCAAACGAAUAAAUUCUUAAUAUUAAAUACUUUGAUUUAAAGUAAAUUUACAAUUUAAUUCAUUCAUUCAAACCAUUUGUUAAGGUUGAUAAAAAUUCGGUUAGAAGGCGUGUACGAUUUCUACUCUCAUUUUAGCCAGUAGUCUGUGUUAGUGAAGUAGUCAAACCGAUUCUCUUUCUUAUGAUUUCUAUUUCUAUAUUAACAAUAAAAUAAUAAUAAUAAUAAAUGGGUCUAAUAUUACGCUAUAAUAUAAUCAAAUCAUACAUGUGUCUCAUACAAAUUCUGUACAAUCAGCUCAGAAUUUGUAUGUAAUGUGUUUUAUUUUUAUAGAUUAUAGAACAACUAUGUUCUAGUAGUCAUAAGAAAUGGAUGUCGGUGCAAAAAAAUCUUUUUUUAUAUAAAAAAAUGAACUAUUUAUUUCGUUAUUAUUUAAGUUUUUUAUUGUUCUCGUUACUUUCCUUGGGAAUCUUUAUCGAUUUAGAAUUAGUAAGUACAAUUUCAUGUGCAGUGUGUUAACGGGAUGCGAAUUAACGGUAACCGCUAAAAAAAUAAACCGUUUGUAAAAAAAAAAAAAGAUUGCGCGGCUACGACUGCAAUAAUGACGCAUGUAUUAAUUCUUAUAUUGCUAAUCCUAUCGGAAGAUUCGAUGACAGACCAUCGGUCUAAGAUUUAAAUUACGAACAGAUAUAUUACUAAUAGUUAA
Molecule: messenger RNA, 6592 nt
Organism: Amyelois transitella
Lineage: Eukaryota; Metazoa; Arthropoda; Insecta; Lepidoptera; Pyralidae
Exons: 2
Coding region: 538-3636 (1032 amino acids)
Source: RefSeq, a predicted model, not a curated record